Messenger RNA from Elgaria multicarinata webbii, 2873 nucleotides. RefSeq names its product EF-hand calcium binding domain 7 (gene EFCAB7). The record is from RefSeq and is a predicted model, not a curated record. The transcript has 13 exons. Lineage: Eukaryota; Metazoa; Chordata; Lepidosauria; Squamata; Anguidae. Gene Ontology annotation, molecular function: calcium ion binding. Gene Ontology annotation, biological process: positive regulation of protein localization to ciliary membrane. Bases 216 to 2156 code for a protein of 646 amino acids. Gene Ontology annotation, cellular component: ciliary membrane; plasma membrane protein complex.
CACAUACAAAUCUGAUUUUAUUAUUAUGAACUGCUUUAAAAACCAUUAUGGUUGAAAAGAGGAAUGCAAAUAUUGCAUUUAAAAAACAACGCCAUGCAUGUCAUAGCAUAUCUGCAAACUCUUUUAAUUUUUACAGAAACCGAAGCACACAGAAAAGUUCAGUGAACAUUCCUUUCACCUUAGGGGAUGGACAGAUGGUGAUGUGAUAUUGAAGUAUGCAAAUAAAAGAAACAGGCUCUAAAUAUGUUUGCAUUAUUCACAGGAUGGCUGGCAGUCAGAAGAGCAGUUCAUCUCUCUUCAAUGAACAAACACCACUCUCAAAAAGUUCUCAAGCAAAAAGAUCCGAGAAUUAUGAAGAGGAAACAUUUUAUAGAAACUGCAGAGCAGCCUAUUUAGCUGUAUUUAAAAGCAGUUUAGAAAACAUUAAAUCUAAAGAACAAUUGUGUUUGGUACUUCAGCAAGCUGGAAGAAAUCCAUCUCAGAAGAUAGUUAAUAAAUACUGGACUUUCCAAACCACCACACUGAAUUUUGAUGAUUUUUGUUUCAUCUUAAAACAAGAAGAACCUCUUAAGAAAACAGAGCUACUCAAAGCAUUUGCUGAAAUAGAUUCAAAUAAUGAUGGCUGUAUUUUGCACAGUGAACUUCGUAAAAUUCUUACAACCAGAGGCGAAAAAAUGACUCUUGAUGAAGUUAAUGCAAUCACUGAACUGGCUGAAGUGAACGAUGAUGGCAAGUUUGACUAUUACAAGUUUUGUAAAUUGUAUAUGACAACCAAUGAGCAGUGUCUGAAGAAUGCUCUAGAGAAACUGGAAGUUGACUGUAAACUGAAGCGUCAGCAGUUUGGAAGUCAGCUUGAGGCCUCAUCAGAAAUGGCAACAUCACCAGUUUUAAAAUCAUUACCAAAAACUGCAAGGAAAACAGAACCUGGACCAAUGCUAAAAAGAGGUCACUGCAAGACUUCUUUGCGAUGUUCCUCGGCUCCAAGUUGCAAAACUAGUGUUUCUUCCAUUAUCAGUAUGGAUGCCAGCAGCAACAAAAAUGUAAACUUCAUUGAGGCAAAGGUAGCAAAGGAAUGGCAAUAUGCACAAUCCAAAGGAUGCUUCUACUUACAGAACAAUGGAGAUAUAAUUAGUCAUAAAUAUAAGUUGCUCUUACCCCAGAAAUCUGCAGUAUGUAUCACCAUUAAGCCUGUAAACCUUAGCCAGACAGAAGGAAAACCCUCCUCAUGGUUAGCAGUGGACACAGUUUUGUAUAUGUUAAAGGAAAAUGAAACUGAAGAAAAUACGCAGAUUCUGAACUUCACUGAGCUACAAAAUAAAGAGGCUUUUGGUUGGAAAGGAGAACUUGGAACUGGUGUCUAUUGGUUAAUCCCUUUCACCACUGGCUGUAGAUUCAGGAAAAUGAAAAAACAAAUUAAAGAAGAAGCCAAACUUGUGUAUGAAGAUGGAAAUGGAGGUUUGGCACCUACCAAGGAGUUCAGAACAGUCUUAUCAGAAAUAUUUGAAAUGAUUGAUUUGGAUGGGAAUGGCCUUCUCAGCCUGGAAGAAUACAAUUUCUUUGAAAUGCGAACCAGUGGUGAGAAGUGUGAUGAAGAAGCUUGGGCCAUAUGCAAAGACAAUUUUGAUACAAAGAACAAUGAACUCACGAAAGAAGGAUUUAUGGCUCUGAAUCUCAUGGAAGCCAGUGAACCAGGUGGGGAUCUUACAGGCCUCUGGGAGAAUUUGCUGUCAAUGGGCUACAAUAAAGCAAUGGAAUUGACUGAGGCAUGCCCCUUUUCCAUUCAUAUCUAUGCAGAAAACUGCAAACCCAGAAUUAAGCCUGUUUGUCUGGAAACGGGUGGUGAGCAGCUUAAGAAUGCCAUUUGUAUGAGUGUGGUUAAUAAAGGAGAUGCCAAGCCAAUGGAUCGCAGUGAAAAUAUAAUUAUUCACACAUACAAAAGUGAUACGCGAAUCACCUCUAUCAUUGAAAACAAGUCUGAAAGCAAAGCAAUCAUUCAUCUCAACAGCGAGCAAAGUAAAAAUUGUGUAAAUAAUAGAGGGCUCAACGUUUUUGCCAUAGAAGUGGCACCCAAAUCCAUGAUGGUGUGUCACCAUGUGAUGCCUUUGAAUGACAAAGAAGGAUGGAUAUAUAGCUGUGCUUAUUCUAUCUUGUCUUAAUUUAUGGUUACAAAACUGCACGCUCUUGUUUCUUGUACAAAAGGUUCCAUUUUGGACUGCUCUCUGAUUUGGGGAUGGCUUGAUUUAGCUCAUCAUAAUUCAAAAUCUGUUCCUUAUUUUGGAUCUGCUCAUGGAUCUUGUAGUACCAGUUACAUUUCAACCUUUCUGUAUCACAAACCAUCUUUUUCUUGCUUGUUGUUUUUCCCUUUCUGGACAGCUUCACAAUAAGAAAGAGAGCUCAAAGUUCCUACAUACCUCAACGUUCUUACGCAUACUAGACAUUGCUGUGCAUAAUGUACAAAUACAAAAAUGAUGCUUAAUUUCGCUGUUUCUCAGUUCCUAUUCAAAACUGGAGCGCUCAAUGGUUAGAUCUUUGUAAUGAGUUGGCUCUGACCCUUUCUCUGUGACUUCCACCUAGCUAUGGUCAUUAACGCCUUCAUAAACUUGAAUCUUUACUAUUGGUGUGUGUUCCACAUACUACUGGUCUUGAAGACUGUGCAGGGCCCCACUCAUUUUCCACCUGGUGUAUGAUGGGUCACCAGGAAAAAUUACAGCAGUGCACCAUUGGCUGCAAUGUCUUCUUUAAAAUGCUACCCUCGAUCUACAAAGCUCUCAGAGAUUACUGAAAGAUUACUUUCUCUCUCCAUCACCCUUACAAUGACUAAGAUAUAUUCUUCCUUGAGCACCAUUUUCUUGAUAGAAAGGUGGAGCACAAAU